Diaporthe batatas is the source of this 930-nucleotide messenger RNA. RefSeq lists its product as uncharacterized. Bases 1 to 930 code for a protein of 309 amino acids. NCBI's taxonomy places the organism in Eukaryota, Fungi, Ascomycota, Sordariomycetes, Diaporthales, Diaporthaceae. The record is from RefSeq and is a predicted model, not a curated record. The transcript is spliced from 2 exons. Gene Ontology annotation, molecular function: hydrolase activity.
AUGUCGCACAUUGCAAAACCCAAGAUAGGAAAACCAGUGUUUCCCUGGCAGAUCCAGCUCUCGCCGUGGCAGAGGUUCCGCCGCGCCCCGGCUGAGUUCCUUGUCCAGUGGCUAGACAAGAGGAGGACAGCACCAGCAGACUGUGCAUCUGUUUCACCGCCGGCAGGGACUCCUCCGAUUCGCAUUGUCUGUAUAUCAGAUACGCAUAAUAAACAACCCAGCGUACCAGACGCGGACAUACUCCUCCACGCCGGUGACCUCACAAACAACGGCACGUUCGAAGAGCUGAAGGCCCAGCUGGACUGGCUUAAAUCCCUCCCACACAAGCACAAAGUCGUCGUCGCCGGCAAUCACGAUCGUCUGUUGGACGCAGAAUACGUUGACCGUUUUCCGGACCGCAUCUACGAGGGCCCGGGCACAUCCCGCAGCGACCUCGAUUGGGGCGAUCUCAUCUAUCUCAACGAUACUACGACCGACCUCCGUCUUCCCGGCUGUCGCACUCUUUCCAUCUACGGGUCGCCCCUCACAGAGCAAUGCGGCACAUUCGCCUUCCAGUAUCCACCCAUCCGCGACGUAUGGAACAACAGGAUUCCCGACGAGACAGACGUUAUUCUUGGCUGCCCGCAGCUUCUCAAAGAGAUAUGGCGGGUCCGUCCGCGGCUUGUUGUCUUCGGACAUAUCCACGCUGGCUAUGGCCAGCGAGUUAUACCAUAUGAUGAUGGCGCCGAGGCAGCAUAUGCCAGUGUAUUCAUGAGAGCCAGAGGUGUCUUUGCGGCGUGCUCUAUGGUCUGGCAUAUCAUGUUGCAAGAAGCGCGAGGGCUGUUGCAGUCUAUUUUCGGCUCAUCGAAUGAGUUGCCAUUUGGCAUGAUUGUCAAUGCGGCCUUGAUGAGUGGAGAUGGUACUCGGGAUCCCUUGACCGUGCAGCUUUGA